Molecule: messenger RNA, 2501 nt
Organism: Thunnus maccoyii (southern bluefin tuna)
Lineage: Eukaryota; Metazoa; Chordata; Actinopteri; Scombriformes; Scombridae
Product: solute carrier family 2, facilitated glucose transporter member 11-like
Exons: 12
Coding region: 203-1714 (503 amino acids)
Biological process (GO): monosaccharide transmembrane transport
Cellular component (GO): membrane
Molecular function (GO): hexose transmembrane transporter activity
Source: RefSeq, a predicted model, not a curated record
UGUGCGUCAACCAGCUGAUUGCACAAUCGCAGCCAAUCAGAAGAGGCCUGACGCCGUCGCACGCACGCGACAGGCCAGGCGCGUGCUCGGGCUCGUGCUGGCAAGAGCGCUAUUUGAGAGGUGGGCUGACCUGUGUCGUUUACUGUUGGACUUCUCCCAGACACGUUUUAGCUUAAUAACUGGAGACCACCUUUGAUUAACAAUGUCGCACGCUGGUGCACAAAAGAGCAGCUCUCUGACAUUGGUGCUUAUGGUUGCCUCUGCAGCCAUUGGAGGAACUCUUCAGUAUGGCUUCAACCUCGCCAUAAUGAAUUCCCCCACAACUUUCAUUCAAACCUUUAUCAAUGAGACGAUCAUGGAGCGCUGGGACAUCCAGCUGGAGGACUACCAGGUGACUCUGGUCUGGACAAUCAUUGUCUCCAUCUUCUCGUUGGGGGGCUUCGCGGGGGCUAUUAUUGCAGGACCGAUGACCAUUCGCUUCGGGAGGAAGAAAUGCCUGCUGUUGAGCAAUAUUUUCCUCAUGAGCGGCUCACUCUUGGCUCUGACAAGUAGAGCCGCGAGGUCUUUUGAGAUGAUCAUUAUCUCACGUGUCCUAGUUGGAAUAAAUGCAGGGAUCAGCAUGAAUGUGCAACCCAUGUAUUUUGGAGAAAGUGCACCAAAGCACUUAAGAGGGGCUAUCUCUUUGUCAUCAGCUGUUUUCACAGCAUUUGGAGUUGUGUUAGGACAGGUGGUUGGACUCAGAGAGAUUUUGGGCAGUGAGCCAUGUUGGCAGUACCUUCUUGCCAGUAAUGCCAUUCCUGGACUCAUUCAGCUCCUUACCCUGCCAUGGUUCCCAGAAAGCCCCAGAUACUUGCUCAUCGACAAGGGGGACAAAGAGGCUUGUGUAAACGCUCUCAGACGUCUGCGUGGCUGUGAAGUCCAGAGCAGCGAGCUUGAUGAGAUCCUGCAGGAACAAGCUGAAACCAAAGGCAUGAGGCCCAGCCGACCCUGGGAGCUUUUUGCUGAUCGCUCUGUGCGCUGGCAGCUCAUUUCUGUCAUUGUCAUCAGCAGCGCCAUGCAGCUUUGUGGCAAUGACUCGAUUUACUUCUAUGCGUCAUAUGUGUUUAAAGAGGCCGGAAUAUCAGAUGAUAAAAUCCAGUAUGUCACAAUUGGCACGGGAACAUGUGAAUUCACAGCCUGUAUAAUGUGUAACCUGCUGAUAGAGCGCAAAGGUCGGAGGUUUAUGCUGAUGGGAGGGUUCAUCCUCAUGACCGUCUGGGCUGUUGUCUUCACAAUCGCUCUGUCAUUUGAGCACUAUAUAUCCUGGAUGCCGUACCUGAGCAUGGCCUGCAUCUUCACCUAUAUCCUCAGCUUUGGCAUGGGACCAGCUGGGGUGACGGGUGUUCUGCCCACAGAGAUCUUCAAUCAGACCGCUCGGCCAGCAGCCUACAUGAUCGCUGGCUCCAUGAUGUGGCUCAACCUGUUUAUCAUUGGAAUGAUCUUCCCAUUUCUAGUGAGUGAGUUGAGCGAGUACUGCUUUGUGCCUUUCGCGGCGGUCUGUCUGGUGUCUGCGCUGUACGUCGGCCUGUUUCUGCCUGAGACGAAGGGGAAGUCUCUGUCGGCCAUCACAAGUGAAUUCCACAAGCUCAACUUCAAAGGCCAGGACAGAAAGUGUUCAUCGCAAACACAAGCUCAGUACCAGCUGGGUGAAGUGUGUCUUUCCACAGCCUUGUAGACGGACUUUUAUCAUUCACUUUGACCUCAUCUACUUUAGCUGGAAGAAGCUACGUGCAGUCUGACAGGAACGGAGGUGUGUUCAAUAUCAUCUCACUGAAAGCAAAUUGGAUCUACGACUGUAUGGCUCCCUUAUCUGGAGACGUCUUCGCACUUGUUUUGCUACCCUGUGUCACUGAUAUAAGAAAAAAUAAAAUUAAAACUACAUCCAGCUAACUCCGGAGCAGAAAAGACAUCCUCUGGUGGAGAAGAGGUCAUGUAUUUUAUGUAUCAGAGGACAACGUUCUCAUCUGGUGCCUCUAUCACCAAGACACUGUUAGUGCCUUCCAAAACCGUCUCUGUCAAAAAAUCAUUGUUUCACUCAAGAAGGUUUUUGUGAAGAAUAAAACAUCAAUGAGUUUUAUUACAUUUUACUGUUUUUUUCUUAUGAUAACGAAUAGUCAUCUGUUACCAGCAGAGUCAUUAAAGGCUGCCUGAUCAAUCCAAUCAGGCAAAGUAGUCCUAGCUUUAGUUUCUCAUUCAGGAGGUCAAAGGUCAGAGUAAGCUGCACAUCGGACAUACAGGGUUCUGUACUUGUUCUUUUGUGGAGGAUGGUGGACCUUAUCAUUGAGACUGUAUGUAGAUAGAAACACGCAGUCGAGUUAAUUUGCACCUUUUUAAAGAAAAACUGUACGUGUGGAUAUGUGCACAUAAAGAAUGUAUCAUGUGUAAUUGUUUAUGUUUAAUACUGAAGUCAUUAUUUUUGUUUUAAUGAUCCAAAUGUGAGCAAAUAAAGUCUCUUGCGUUAA